Messenger RNA from Colletotrichum godetiae, 1637 nucleotides. RefSeq lists its product as uncharacterized. The coding region runs from base 158 to 1243 and encodes 361 amino acids. The record is from RefSeq and is a predicted model, not a curated record. Lineage: Eukaryota; Fungi; Ascomycota; Sordariomycetes; Glomerellales; Glomerellaceae. Gene Ontology annotation, biological process: phosphatidylinositol phosphate biosynthetic process. Gene Ontology annotation, cellular component: plasma membrane. Gene Ontology annotation, molecular function: 1-phosphatidylinositol-4-phosphate 5-kinase activity. The transcript has a single exon.
CCUAGCUCAAGCUUCACCCUGCAACGUCUUUUUUCCAAAGCGACCUACAAUCUCACCAGGUCUUCUUGAGAUAAUCCCCUUUAGACGCCGCCAUACUCCGUCGCGAGAAGAAUCUCGAAGACCUACCUAGGCCUUUCGGCCUCCUCCAACCGCCACCAUGCAGAUUCGGAGUACCUCCAUCUCGUCCUCGAUCCUCGCAGCUAUAUCAGGCGACUCCAACAACCCCGACAAACCAAGCCUCAAAAAGCGCAUCUUCCGCGUCUUCACCUCGUUCCUCUCCGUCUUCCACCUUCCUCUCGCCCGAUAUCGUGCCGCAGACUUCCUCGAGCUCCGGCACAAUGUCUGGCACUUUGACGAAGACGAGUACACAAACCCCUUCCACCUCGCACAGAAGGCAGCCAAGGGCAAGGGCCGCGAAUCCGACCUCGUGCCCGUCGGCGAUCUGGGGUACAGCGGCUCGACCUUCUUUACGACGGCCGACGGCAAGUUUCUUAUCAAGUCGCUGCCCCGCCGUUUCGAGCACGAAUUCUUCACGCACGACUUAUUUGAUGCCUACGUUGCACAUACGAAGGAGCACCCGCACAGCUUGCUGGUUCGCAUCACCGAUAUGGCGUAUACCGCGAAAGCGACGAUUGGUGGCAUCCUUGGCAUGGCGCCGACGCACCAUAUCAUCAUGGAGAACUUGAUGUACGGCAAGAAAGAGGAGGAGACCGAUCACCGAAGGGAUCAGUGGGAGACGUACGACCUCAAGCCGAACGAUUACUUCUUCCCCGAACGGGACAUCGCCAACGGCAACCUUGCACCACAGAGCGUCAAGGAGCGAUUGAUAGACGAGUUCGAAGACAAGAUCCGCGUCACGCCCGACCAGAAGAAGGAGCUGCUUGACCUUCUCCAAGCCGACACCCAACUCCUAGCCGAGAACAACGCCGUCGACUACUCACUGUUCAUGGUUCGCUACCCCGGGCCCAACGUUCUCGAUGAACCCCGCGACGUUCCCACCAUUCAAUCCGACGCCCCUCCCUGGCGCACCGGCCUUACCGAUGCUGACGGCAACUGGACCUACCGCAUGAUUGUCCUCGACUUCUUCUGGGCCAAGCACAAGUUCCGCGCGAAGGCCAUGACUGGACUCGUCAAGUCGUACAAUGUCUUUGCCGGCCACGGCCCUAUGAGCAUCACUGCCAAUCCUACGGAGUACCGUGAGAGGUUCCUCAACAUGGUUCGGGAUUUCGUCAUUGAAGUAUAAGACAGUCGGUCAAUGCAUGUGGAUAUAAGGUGUGGAGGUUUCCCUUGGCUAUCGACUUAUCGGAGCACGGCGUUGGGCUAGCAUGUAUACCCCUUUUCCUUGCGUAACGUUAGUUCAUCAUUUCCAAGAUACCAGAUUGAAUACGAUGCUUUGCGGUAUUGCAUAUGAUCCUGCUUGCGUGCAGUCAAGUCGCAUCAUGCGCCCUAGGUCUACGACCUAUAGCUGUAACCCAAUAUUAUCGUCAAGCAUUGCUCUGUCUACAUUCAUACCAUCAUUUAUUUCUUCUGACGAAUCUAUUCACAAUCAGAUAAUCCUCAUAGAUCAUUUGGAAACUGUCAAGAAAUAAUCAAUAAGGUUCAUAGUCCCCAGUCCAAUGCUAGCAAAUCGAACGCUG